Messenger RNA from Nematocida ausubeli, 2670 nucleotides. RefSeq lists its product as uncharacterized. The transcript has a single exon. Lineage: Eukaryota; Fungi; Microsporidia. The coding region runs from base 1 to 2670 and encodes 889 amino acids. The record is from RefSeq and is a predicted model, not a curated record.
AUGAAAAUGAUUUCUUCCGUUAUUUGGAUCAAGGCAGUUGCCUUAAUCAGUGUUCUACUGAUGAGCACGCACAGAGCAGACAUGACAUUGGACGAGGUGGAGGCCACUCUGCAGUUUGAAAUUGCAACCGAUGCAACACCUAUAAGAAUAAACCCAGAGGGGCCUCUCAACUUCCUCCGCGGAUGCAUCUACCAGAAGAUGGAGUGCAUGUACAACAAAAGGUUCUUUGCUCCGCAGAUUAAGACAGAGUACCUUUUAAAGAAAAAUGAAGAGAAUGAAGAUUAUACAUACAACCGAAAUGAACAAAAGGACAAAGCAUACAAAGAACACCCGACUAAUAAAACGGAUACAUAUACCGAGAAGUAUCACAAUCAUCUGAUCGAGCUGUUUCCAUCUCCAACUGGUGACAUAACAAUUGAGACACGGGGAAACCAGUCCUUUGUUCAGUUCCUUCGAGCAAAGACAACAGAAAAGCAUGCAUUGCAAAUUCUGGCCAUGCUACUUCUUUUCUCUGAGGGAGUGGACAUUCCUAUUGAAGUCACCAACAGUGUACUAAAGGUAUAUGAAACAAACAAAAAAAAAGAAAUAUACUUCACAGUCCCUAUGGAAAUCCCAUGGCAAAACCUUGUGGAAGACAAAGUACAAACAUUCCAACAGAAGAAAGUUAAGCAAAUGAUCAGCUUCUUCCAGAAGAAUGCAAGCAAACAUGAAGUGCUUAGUAUAAUGGAGGACAAGUGUACGAAAGAGGAGAUUAUGUCUGGAAAGUUCUUAGACAGCUCCAAGUUUCUGAUCCAGUCGUACAUAUUUGGGUUCAUAGACACAGCACAGCGUGCAAUUGAGUUUAUACAGACUAUGCACACAAUGACAGAGAAGUAUGCGCCAAAGACAGAGGCACCAAGUAAAGGUGACUGUGUGUAUGACAGACUUUUCAAAACUGCGAGUACAGAAGCAGGCACAAACUGCAUGGCUCUAAUGAAGAAAACUCAAGAUAUUUUAAAUAGAUAUCGGGUAUUUCCAUUUACAGACAGCACGCAACUUCCUUCAUACACAUCUGUCCCAUGGCGCGACCCGACAACAAAAGAGUUUUCUACUGAUCCGUUAGAAAACUACAGCAACUGUGUGGAGUGCAUGAUUCUCUCUCUUUUCUGCUGCUUGGCAUAUGACCCAUCUGACUUUACAUAUAAAACUGACCACAUGGGGAAUGUCUCUGAAGAGCUUAAAGAAUUCUUCGCCCCAGAAGAGAACAAGUCAUUUGACACAACAAAGGCAGAGUUCCAGAUAAGGUGGUGCAAAGUUGUUGCGUGCUUGGAUGAGCCUAUGAUUGCAUACUGCAGAGAUAGAAAUGAGAUAAACUGUGGCAUCAUAAACAUGCUCUUGGUUAUUGCUGAAAUAGUAAAUAUUUCUAAAGAAGAAAAAGACAAAAUACUUGGCUUUUUAGAGAGGUUAAAGGAAAACCAAGGAGAAUUGGAUGAUAUAUUGUCGAAGGAUAUUCAAGAGUACACAAAGAUGCUACUUAAAUGCCUAUCCAAGACAGAAAUUGUAGGAAUAGAGUUUUCUUGGAUUAAAAGUUAUAAGUGCAGUAAUGGAAGAUACGAUGUGUAUGGAGAGAUUGCUAUUUUAUUUGAGCGGAAUGAGAUCAAGAAUAAAAUAGUCUUGGGAAUAUCAGGCUUACAUAGUACUACUAGCAUGAGAUCUGCUGUUAUGGACUUCGAAGACGAUCGAAUAGAGAAAUUGAAUGAAAUUGCAGGCAUCUGUAAAAAUGGAACAGAAUUUGUUGAAAAUUUAUUUUCUGCGUAUGUUGACUAUGAGACAAGAAAAAUUGAUAUGUAUGGGGAUGCUGAUGACUUUAUGAGGGCACAGGUGAGCAAAAUCAUUGAGAACAACUUCACAGACAUAAAUAGACUGCUGCUCAUACAAAAGAUCAAUGAUUUAGACUAUAAGGCGAGAUUAGUUGCCUGUUCUAUGGUCUAUACCAUGGACCAAAAGCUAUCUCCUGAGCAUCCCAUUGUUCGGUUUACCUCCAACAUAUUAGGAAGCACAGAGCUAGAUAACCCGAGAAUUCAAAGGGAAGUGCUUCCCUCAAUUACAUUCACAGGCCUGCUUAAUAAAAACAGCAAAAGUCUCAGCUACCCGAAUAUAAAUCUGUCAGAAGAAAUGUAUGAAAGAAUUAUGAAGGGCGCAGGAGGGUUUGGGGUUUCUGAAUAUGUGAUAGAUUGCGAUAUAUCCAUUUUUAUAAUGUGGAUUAAAUACUGCGUAGAGAAAUUUUGUUUAUAUAGUGGGAAAGCGGUUUAUAUAUUAUUAAACUGUCUGAUGGAUGGGUAUGUUUACACAUAUAUAUUUAGAGACCAAAACAUGAAGUAUGCCGAUUUAGUUUGUGAGGCAAUAACACAAGGCUGUUCCGAGAAGAAAGAUGUGAUACUAAAUCAUCUUCACUAUAUAUGGUUCAUGUAUUCCAUUUUUCAGAAAAACCUAAAUAUAGAGUUAAUUACCAUACACUUUAACACGAUUCAGAAUCCAAGCUACAUUCCGGGUAAUUUCAUAUAUUAUGAUAAAAAGAAAAUUGUCCAAAUCCUUAAAAGGCUAAAGGACCAGCUAUGCACUAGCGAAGACGCUAUUGCCAAGUUUAACGAGCUUCUACGCCAAUAUAACCCGAAUUCUACCACCUCAUGA